Messenger RNA from Ochlerotatus camptorhynchus, 6644 nucleotides. It is a transcript of the gene Atx-1, whose product is annotated as Ataxin 1. The coding region runs from base 1477 to 4206 and encodes 909 amino acids. Gene Ontology annotation, molecular function: RNA binding; protein binding. The record is from RefSeq and is a predicted model, not a curated record. NCBI's taxonomy places the organism in Eukaryota, Metazoa, Arthropoda, Insecta, Diptera, Culicidae. The transcript has 7 exons. Gene Ontology annotation, biological process: regulation of DNA-templated transcription.
UCAGUCGUUUACCGACAACCGGCCUGCAAACGUGUUCGAAUUGAUUUGUUCAAUCAUUUUCGUGCCAAGCGUGGGCAUCGGUUGGAUCAGAUACAAGUUUUGACGUCGGAGAUGCAGUCUCAGUCUCUAUAGUGUGAGUGGGCAAUGCGUUUCUCAGUCAUCUGAAUUCUGGAAAAGUGUCCAAAUUGAAGUCGGUAUCACGAUUUCGUUUACGCGUUGUGAAAAUAAGAUAAUAAUUCACGUUCUGAAGCUUGAUCAAGAUUUAUGAACGUUUAGAUUUAAGCUUCAGAACAAGUUCAAAGCUACGACAGUGGAUGAAGAUAUACUAUAGGAUAGAUAAUGUGCUAUUGUAUGUGAGCGAGAAUAAUUACUAAGUUGCUAAACUAAAUCAUAGUGAGGAGUAAGUUUCUGCAUCCGAGAUGUGUGCAGAUUAGAUAUUAGUACAAGUUAAAAUUGCUUCUUAACGCCGAUACUUAAAUGUAAGUGUGUGAUAAUACGUGCAAAUUUGAAAAUGUAUUGAUAAAAAUAACAAAUAGAACACCGCCACUUUGAGUAUACGUGUUCAGGUGUAUGAGUGCAAAAGAUUGUUGCUUCUACUAAGCGAAAAAAAAAACAAAAUGUGAGAGAACCCAGCAGCAGCAGCAGCAGCAGCGGCGGCGGCAUUUGAAUAACACGAAGCGGAUGAAUUAUUUAUUCAAUUUUAUUGAGAAUCAUAAAAGUGACGAUGAGAUUGAAAAAUUGAUACCACUUUUGAGUCAUAUUUAGAAUUCAUUUUUUGACGAUCUUUCCGACGGUUCUUUAAUGGAUGCCUGAUCUUUUUGAGGUCAAAUAUCAAAUAUUAAGGUUCAAACCCAUACCCAUAGUGAUACACACCUCGGUUCGAGCCGGUCCAAGCAGCGAUGAAACAACAGUAGCUUGUAUGUGUCUGAUCGGGGCAGACCCAAUCUCUACGGUCGGUCAAUCUACUUAGAAUCAAGGUACCUACCGUCAGAAUAGCACUUUCGGGCAUUUGUGCAACAACCGGUCACGAGACGUCGAAGUGAACCUACAUAUAUUGAUGUAGGUAUAGCUAGCUGAUCGUGAAAUAACAAACCACGGGCCCACGGGAGCGAAAGCAGCCAAGCCGUGAAAACGAAGAGAGAAAAAACAGAUUUUUCGAUAGAAUUACGUCAAUAGAAUUGAUUUUUAAUGGAUUCAAACGUGGAUGGAAGUGAUUUCAUUUCAAGAGCUGAUAGCAGCAAAGAAGAAGUAGUCAUAACGAGCUCUCGUUGGUGGUAAUCGUGAAGUGAAAAGAAAGGAAGAUUCUUUAUUUCUUUUUCAAGUUCGGUUCGAUAUCUGUAUGCGAGUUUGUAUGGAAGACAACGAUUUAUCAGUGAAAGAACAUCAGCAGCAGCAGAUUUGUUUUCGACUUUCGAAGACACCGCCCGUCGGUCGGGAGCCUCGGCACUGUUUUCACAAUCCGACAAAAUACGGCCAAUGCUUUCAGCCGUGGAGAACCUAGGAUCCGGCCGGGUUUAUCCCCAUCCGUUUCCAGGUACGGCGGCACCAUCGUUGCUAGGCCAGCUCCCACUGUCGGCUGCUGGCCUACCGUUGCUAGGACCCAACAUGGUCGAUAUGUCAGUAGCUGAGUUUGCCCGACCGCAUCCCAAGCAGCAGAGCAUUCUAUUAAUGCAUUUCAGGUACAACGAAGCACCUCGAAAUGGACUGCUUCCGUCUUCGAGACCAAAAUACUCGGAAUCACCACAGUCACCACAAAGCGGUCCUGUAAAUCUGGCCGUAAGUCCCAACCUACCAAAUCCUCAUAGCACACAGACGCUAAGUGCUACCAAAUUGAGCCAUCUCGGACAUGAUUUUCAUGAAAGAACGCUCCAGGCACACGCUCAGGCUCGGGCUCAUGCUCAUGCUCAACAACAACAACAACAACAACAACAACAACAACAACAACAACAACAACAACAACAACAACAACAACAACAGCAGCAGCAGCAGCAGCAACAACAACAACAGCAACAGCAACAACAACAACAGCAACACCAACAGAGACACCAAGAACAACAGAAAGAAGCCGCGGUUGCCGCAGCGGCUGCUGCCGCGGCUGAUAUCGGAAAAUUAUACUCACCAACUAAUCCCCGGUUAUCGUUUUUUCCCGGCCCGCUGGAUAACAAUUCCUACCCUGGUUUAAAUUAUGGACUCUAUCCAUUUAGUUAUUCUGCGGCACAUUUAGAUGCUCGAAUGCUAGGACGGCCUACAUACCUAUCAGGACAGCGAGAUCCAUAUCCAACGUCUCCUUUCCUUACGCCUGGUUCAUUUAGUUCACCUGAAAGUUCAAAAUCCAAGAACUACCCCCCAGUUUCCUUAUCACAUUUGAAUGGUCAUAUUGGCCUGAAACCUACCUCUCUUCCACAAAUACCUCAGGACAAAUUGCCCUCCGAUGAGAGAAGUCCAACAUUGCCACCGUCCCCAUCGUCGUCAGGCCUGAUAGGUGUAUACUCAGAUAGGGAACGAGGAUACCUGAAUGGAUUGUCGAGUAUUCAGGAACACUCCUUACACAGCAAAUACCCAGGUAGCCAUCCUGCCCUGCACGAGAAGGAAAACAAACACGAACAUAAGCAGCACCAUUCUAGUCACCACCAACAGCAGCAACUGCAGCAUCACCCGAUUGCGGGUUCCUUCACGGGUUCACCCCUGCAAGCCCAUCAUCCAUUCCUUCCGCCAAUACCAUCUUGCUCAUCAUCAUCAACAGUUUCGUCCUUGCUGUCUUCCAGUCAACGUCACCAUUCGAUGCCGCAUCCUCCCGCGUCUAGCAGUUCGUCUCAUCAUCCUCACCCGGUAGAUGGGCUUCGUCUCGAACAACUGCCUCAAGAUAACGAAUUUAAGGUACCGUCCGGUAAAGAAGGCUCCCUGAAGCAUCGAAUCCUAACGCGUCCCGCUAGUGAACGAGAUGUCAGACGAAGAUCUCCUACAACGAAAUCGACUACUAUUUUUAGGCCAUUCGAAAAUGGUACAACGACGAAUUUUACCAAGGGUGCCCUGAUUCAGCUGGCUGAUGAGUGCAAACGAGUAGAAGAUGUGCGAACGGAAGAUUUAGUACAAACCGCAGAAAAGUCAGCCAACCUACGGCUAGCCGAAUCGACGGCAGUUAAAAUAACUCCCCGUAACAACAAUGUGAUUAUCACGUUCAGUUAUGAUAACAACCGAUCAAGGAUUGACAUCGAAGCAACGAUCGAGCAUCCAUUCUUCGUAUACGGACAAGGCUGGGCCUCGUGUAGUCCGGAAAAGUCGUUGCAUCACUUUGGUUUGAAAUGCCAAAAACUGCAAGUCGGCGAUAUUUGUCUCUCUCUGAUUCCACGUGAAAAACCCAAAUUGAGUCAUUCCUCAUCCAAUGCUUCUUCGUCGUACCUGGCUCAUCAACCGCCAACAACCUCUGGUCAGUAUCUGCCCCCAUCUCAGCAGCUACACCACCACGAUAUUAAUGGAAACCAGACAAGCCUACACCACCAACAACCAUAUCAUCUCCAAUAUACUCAAUCGAUGGAUCACCUACGAUCGACUCGGGACAGAGGAGGGGACAUCAGUAGUCAACAACAUCAACAGCAGCAGCCGCAGCAGUAUCUACCUCAGAAUCUUUCACGCAAAGCGUCCUUUCUCUCGCCAACUAUUCCUACUACGGCUACAACUACGGCUGUUUCCUCUCGUCCUUCAAAUACGUUACCGUACAGCAGCUUUCCGUCGGUGCCAGUUUUUUCUAUGCCUUUUUCAGCGGCUAAUCUAAGUAAACCCCACGAACCCUCCCACUAUUCGCCAAAAACAUCUCCCGAUCAUUUGAAUCUUAGUACCCGAUCGGUGACCAAUUCAUUGAGCUCCCUGGACACGAACGAUCAGCCCGUUGCAAUGGUCGUGGACAAACAUACCCAUUCCUCUUCUUCAUCGACAUCUUCGUCGUCUUCGGGGAUCAGCAGUGGCGCUUCGUACACCUCGUCAGCGACUUCCAAUGGUGGAACGAAAACUGGAAACAGCAGCAACUCACUACCAUCGGCGAUGACAGCCGAGGGCGGCACUGUGGACGAAGAAGAUUGUGCAAUUGAUGCAUCAGUUUCGCGGAAGCGCCGAUGGUCCGCUCCAGAUGUGUGUGAUGAUGCCAGUCAAGGUCAGACGGACAUUUCGGGGCAACCGCCAUCGGCAAAGAUUCCCCAGGUUACAACUUAGAUUGUUAAAUAUGCUGUUAGCUGCUCAGCAGCAGCAGCGCAGUGCAUUUUAGGGUGAUAUGUGCAAAAACUUUAGCAGGUUGUAGGUACCAGUGAAUAGAGACUGCAGAAGAAUAGACCUUUGGAAUGUUACUUUCCGGGAUGCUCAAGGAAUGCCGUGAUCUCAUGUCCAGGCAAUAUAGAUGAAUUGGAAAAAAAAUGGUGGAACACUAUCGCACUUCUUUUGAGUUAUCAUCAGUUGAAUUCAAAGAAAAGUGUUCACUUUUGCAGAACAUUUCAACUUUCUAUAUUAAGUUAAGAACGUUUUUUUUAUAUUAAGAAGUGCAAUUGUGAUGUCUUUAUGAACUUAAGAGAUUUGAAUAUUUUAAAAGUAAUUCGGCUUGAAUUCAUGGACUUUUUAAGCAAGCUCACUAUGUUGGAGUUAUUUUUUCUAUAAAUCAAAAUCGUUCGUAAUGGAUUUUAUAACCUGAAAUAACAAAUUGGAAAAAAAUAUGGGAACUACAGGAGACUACAUAUCAGGAAGAUUGGUAACUUUGCUUCAAGUUUUGAGUCAAGCCACUCUACUCAAGUUGAGGUGGAACGGUAUUAGAAGAAAAUAAUGCAUUAGUUUGGAAAUAGGUACCAUGAGGUAUGAUAUUUAAAUAAUAAUAAUAAUAUUUAAAAAAAUGUAGAACAAAUGGUCUAAACGACAAUAUGUGAGGGCGCAAAAGGAAUGUUUUUUUUUUAUUCAAUUAGAGUUUUAACACUUAUGCCUUGUUCAGACUACAGAGUUAUAACAUGUUAUAAUAAUUAUCGACAAGAAAAAUGUCAUCAUGUUAUAACUGCUUAGUCUGGCCAUCAUUUUGGCUAAAAAUGUUACAAGGGUGUUAUAAUAUUUAUCGGCAAGAAAAACGUCUUCAAGACAGCCUUGUAACAUGUUAUAGAUCCGUAGUGCAACAGUGAUUGUUCCAUUUGUUUAAAACUACUGAUUCGGAUUUUUUUUUAUAAAUUCUUAGGGACUGUUUUAGGAUUCUUGAUCCCCCCCAUUCCCUGCGUAGACAAUAUUGUACAAACAAAAUUUUUAAAAAUUGUAUGGGCCGCGCAUAAUUGUCAAACCGAUCCCCCCCCCCCCGCCCAUCACAAACUGUCUACGUAGUUUAUCAAAAGCCCCUUAUGUUAUAUUUUUGAUGUGUUGAGGUUGCAAUUACCUUGAUAUUGUCAGCGUUCGUAAUGCUAAGAUCAACACCACACACACACUCUACUCGAGCGAAGAGGGGAUGGAGAUAGAGCACAAAAAGCAGCAUCCACAUCGCGUCCUCCUGGUGUACGGAUCGUCCUACACUCAAAAUAAUCGACACUUUAUAGUUACGUGAAAAAUCAAGUAGAGUAUCUCUUUUUGGUUUGCCGUCAAUUUUACAUGACCCAAGUAGAAUCUACAUGACACCACUUAUAUAUGAGGGGAAAUUCCAUUUGAACCGCUACAUUGUUUAAUGAAGUUUACGUGAUUUACCCACACACAGAUUCUAUGUGCGUUCCACGUAAACCAUAAGUGAUUUUCACUUCUGAAAAAAAAUGAGUGACAUUAAAUAUGGCGCUAGUUCAGUGGGCAUAUUUUCAUGCCAGUGUAAAUUCAGAUUAUUUAAGAUGUUACUUUUUUGUGGGACAAUUUAAUGGGGUAGGUAAGUUUAAUGAAUUAAACAUUUACAUAGAGAAUUAUUAAGUCUGUUUCUUUUUUAGUGUGACAGCAUCAUUCAUGGUGUAAUAUCAAGUGCAGGAUAGGCAUUUGUAUUACAUGUAUGUUUUCCCGUUCCCGAUCCUUGGCCCGAUUGAAUCUAAUUUCAAUAUGAUUUUGUUGCAGAUGUAUAUAUUUUAUGACAAAAUAAAGGCAUAUGCAUAAAAUAAUACUAGAUCUCUGCCUAAUACGAAAUCAAGAAUACAUUUUAUUCAAAUCGUAGCAGAAUUAACAUCAUAAGAAACCACUAUGAGCUGUAUUGAAAUAAUCACGUAACUUCUAUGUGAUAAUGCAGUGACGUUGAAGCUCACUGAAAUGAUUGCUUCUAUAUGAGAGUCACGUAACGUCUACGUGAAAAGAGCUAUGGAAAAAAUCUAUGUAUGUUUUCACGUAGCAUUAACGUGAAGAUUAUUUUGAGUGUAUAGUCCUAUCCAGCCGGGUUCGUAUUGGUGCGAUUUGCGUGUGAACUAUCAUUCGAAAACAACAAUAGAGAUCUACAAGCGCAAUCUCACGAACACUAAAAUCCAACAUCCAUAUAUAAAAAUGAAGAAUAAGAAGAAAAACCAAAAAGAUAUCGCGAUAUAACCACUACUUAAAAAGGUAGCGCGCGGUCUCACACACACUUUUGUGCAUUUGGAGAACAACAAAACGAAAACAAACCCUACGCAUGCACAGUAGCAAUCUAAAACCCAUUUAUGUGUAAAAGUUAACCCAUUUUCAAUAAUACA